AAACCGCCAUAUUGCAGUCUGUGUUUUUCUGGCCGUUUCUUCAUUUGCAAGCAACCAUUUCGUGGAGAAUUAGAAGAUCUUCGUUGUUUUUUGAAUGGUCAAUUCAAAAGUCCAUCUAUUUAUCAUUUAAAAUUUCAAAAGCUGUUUGAUUUCUAAAAAUGAAUAAAAACUCUGAAGACGAGAAGGAAGUUAUCAAAGUUAUAAUUGUUAAUGAAGAUGGAACAGAAAGUGAAGUUGAUGCAAGUUCGCUUAAUUGUAUAAAAGUUGAAAUUUCAAAUAAAGAUGAAGACUUCGAAACGAUAGAAGAUGAUACGAUAUCGAACGAGGAUGGUAUUUCCAGAGAAACAUUACUUCUGGAUAACAUCAAAGUGGAAAUGAUUGAUGAUCCCGUUCAUGAAUUUGGUGAAUAUCUACUGCCUCAACAUUCAGAGGAAUAUUCAGAAAAAGAAUAUUUUCAUGAGUAUAUUGAACAUGAAGAGAAUAAUCCAUCUAGAAAACGUAAACGAGGUCGACCCUCUACUUUAGAAUCCAAUAAGAGGAGAAAGCACACAUGUGACAUAUGUGGAUAUGAAUCUUAUCAAAAGAGUCACUAUAGACGACAUAUGGCUAUUCAUUCUAAACCAGAUGGAAUUUACUGCAGUAUAUGUAGGAAAGAAAUGUCUCGAAAGACUGAACUGACAGAUCAUAUGGAUGAGCACAGAUGUUCCUUUGACAGAGAUCGCUUUCAAUGUAAUCUUUGUGAUUACUCUUCCAAGAAACUCACAAAUGUGAGUCAGCACACCGAAGUUCAUUAUAAACCAGAGAAAACAAGAUUCGAGUGUGAAGUCUGUGAUUUUUCUGCAACUAAUCAAACAAGUUUCAAAAAACAUAUUCUCAUGCAUGGAAGUUCAAGAAGUACAAGGUGUCCUGUAUGCUUGAUAGUGUUCAAAACUAUGUCAGCCAGAAGGAGGCACCUUCUGAAAUACAAAAAUGGUCCAGAUCCAAACAAGUACCAGUGUCCUGAGUGCUCUUACAGAACUGCUAAAUACAACAACUUCAAGCAGCACAUGGUUGUCCACCGCAACGAAUACGAAAUUGAGAUGUUCCAAUGCUCAUUCUGCCCCUUCAAGUCGAAGAGGAAAACUGAUUUAAGACAACACGUUAUUGUUAAGCAUAAAACCGACGAAGAGGUCUUAUUAUUCAAGUGUGACUUUUGCUCCUACGAAUCCAGGAGGGGAAAUCACUUAACUAGUCAUAUGAAGAAUCGGCACUCUAGAGAAAUUAUAGUUAAAAAGUGUGGGCUGUGUUCUUACAAAACGGUGUCCCAAGUGUUGAUAGAGAAGCAUUGCAAUAUUCAUUCUAAGGUUCCUGAGCAUUUUUUCCUCUGUUCAUUGUGCGGAUCUGGAUUUUUGUCCCCAAAGCUUCUGGAAGGACACAUGGAAGCAUCACAUUCUAAUAAUAAUGAAUCAGUUGAUAUGAAUCUAUCAGAUGAUGACAUGGUGGUGAAACAGGUCAAAGAGGAACCUUGUGAUGAUGAAGGCUAUUCUGUUGAGCUAUGUAGAAUAGAAAACGAUGAAGAUUAUGAGAGAAAUGGGGAAUUGGAAACAUUUUAUUGCUGUCAGUUUCCCCAGUGUAAUUUCAAAAGUAUCAUGGAGAGGGAUGCCAAGAUUCACAAAACAAUAAGUCACAACAAACGUGGGGAUGACAAUCGUUGUCCAGAAUGUACGUUCCACACAACAUCGAGAUAUCUCUACUUGGAUCAUUUGAAAGUGCACAAAAUUGAUAUAGAGCAUUUGAAGCCCCAUUUGUGCGACAUCUGCGGUACCAGGUGGAUACGACAGGGUGAUUUGACACGUCACAUGUCCGUUCAUUGGGGAAUUGAUUCGGAAAAGAGGAAAAGGAGCCCGACAAAAUUAGAAAAUCAAAACUCUGAUAAGAAAUUGUUGGAAUGCUCUUUAUGUUCUUAUUCUACGAGAUUGAGGCUCUGUUUGUACAAGCAUAUGUUGAAGCAUGGUGAGGAACACCAGCAGAAUUUCAAUCUAUAUGUAGAAGAUGAUACAGGUGAUGUGACAUAUCCACCAGAUGACCUUUAUGAGGACGAUCUAGAUGCUUUUCAAUGAUAAGAUUGAAACUACUGCUCUAUUUGUAAAAACUGUAUCGAUAUGUAUAUAGUUAUGGCUUAAUUUGCGAAAGUAUAUUGUUUUGAAUUAAGGGGUGUAGGAAAAAUAUAUAAGGAAGAUAUUUUUUUUCCUACAGUUCUUAAUCUGAAAAAAUUAUCUGUAUAUAUACCUUUUUUGAAGAUAUUGGAGAAAAUUGAUAUUUUGAUGUUUCUGAAUUUCAAAUAUUUAAUAAAUAUUAAUUUGCCAGA
Molecule: messenger RNA, 2347 nt
Organism: Coccinella septempunctata (seven-spotted ladybird)
Lineage: Eukaryota; Metazoa; Arthropoda; Insecta; Coleoptera; Coccinellidae
Product: zinc finger Y-chromosomal protein-like
Exons: 3
Coding region: 159-2099 (646 amino acids)
Biological process (GO): regulation of gene expression
Cellular component (GO): nucleus
Source: RefSeq, a predicted model, not a curated record